Molecule: messenger RNA, 7684 nt
Organism: Scophthalmus maximus (turbot)
Lineage: Eukaryota; Metazoa; Chordata; Actinopteri; Pleuronectiformes; Scophthalmidae
Gene: lrp5
Product: low density lipoprotein receptor-related protein 5
Exons: 29
Coding region: 258-5234 (1658 amino acids)
Molecular function (GO): protein binding
Source: RefSeq, a predicted model, not a curated record
GUCCGAAGUACAAAGUGGCGCGAGCUUCCUUCACUGGGAGACGGAGAGGGGGAAGAGAAGUGCAGUGGAGCGAGGGAGCGCGGGGACACGCACGGCACGGCACGGCGCGGCGCGGCGGACACGCACACGCACGCGCACGCGGCCCGCACACUUACUUUUCCAGCUGCCCAGCGGCGCGCUCGGAACGCACACGGCGGAGGAGCGGACCUCCGGCAACUUCGUCGACGGGUGGACAACACGACAAUGGAGCGGCAGCAAUGGACCUGAAGCGCGGAGGACGUGAAAUGGGCGGACUGCUGCCGCCGCCGCUGCUGCUGCUGCGGCUGCUGCUGCCGCCGCUGCUGCUGAGGAGCUGCCUGCUGCCGGCGGCGCACGGCUCACCUCUCCUCCUGUUUGCCAACCGGCGUGAUGUGCGGCUGGUAGAUGCAGAGGGCGUGCGGGGUGAGUCGGCCAUUGUUGUCAGUGACCUGGAGGAUGCAACAGCCGUGGACUUCCUGUACACCGAGGGCCUUAUAUUUUGGACAGAUGUCAGUGAGGAAGCCAUCAAACAGACCCACUGGAAUCAAUCAUCCAACUCUCUUAAAGAGGCACUGGGAACUGGGCAGACCGUGGUAGUGUCAGGACUGGACAGUCCUGAUGGGCUGGCCUGUGACUGGUUGGGUAGAAAGCUAUACUGGACAGACUCCGAGACCAAUCGGAUUGAAGUGGCCAACCUAGACGGCACCUCCAGGAAGGUCCUGUUUUGGAUGGACUUGGACCAGCCCAGGGCUGUCGCUCUCAACCCCGCUCGAAGCUACAUGUACUGGACCGACUGGGGAGAAGAGCCAAGGAUAGAGCGUGCUGGCAUGGAUGGCAGCAAUAGGAAAGUGAUUGUGAACGUGGACAUAUACUGGCCCAACGGUCUGACGAUAGACCUUGUGGAAGAAAAGCUGUACUGGGCAGAUGCUAAACUCAGCUUCAUUCACAGAGCUAACCUAGACGGAUCAGGACGUGAAACAGUGGUGGAGGGCACCCUCACCCACCCUUUUGCACUGACCCUGUCUGAGGAGACCCUGUACUGGACUGACUGGCAGACCCGCUCCAUCCACGCCUGCAACAAAAACAGUGGAGACAAAACCAGAGAGAUCCUCAGUGGGAUUUACUCUCCGAUGGACAUCCAGGUUCUGGAGUCCUAUCGACAGCCGGACAUCCAGACUCCCUGUAGUGACAGUAAUGGAGGCUGUAGUCAUCUCUGCCUGCUCUCUCCAGUCACGCCCUUCUUCAGCUGUGCCUGUCCCACUGGUGUCCAGCUUAAACCAGAUGGAAAGACGUGCAAGCCAGGAGCAGAGCAGGUCUUGCUGCUGGCUCGACGGACUGACCUGCGAAGAAUCUCAUUGGACCUGCCGGAUUUCACCGACAUAGUGCUACAGGUUGACGACAUUCGCCAUGCCAUUGCGAUAGACUACGACCCAGUCGAGGGUUACGUCUAUUGGACAGACGACGAGGUUCGGGCCAUCCGGCGAUCCCACAUUGAUGGCAGCAAUGCCGUGAUGCUGGUUACCACGGAGAUAAACCACCCAGAUGGCAUUGCUGUGGACUGGGUGGCCAGAAACCUGUACUGGACCGACACUGGCACCGACCGCAUUGAGGUUACCAGACUGAAUGGAACCUCUCGGAAAAUUCUGAUUUCUGAGAACCUGGAUGAACCCAGAGCCAUUGUCCUGGACCCCGUUAAUGGGUUCAUGUACUGGACUGACUGGGGUGAGCAUCCCAAGAUCGAGCGGGCCAACCUUGACGGAACGGACCGGCUGGUUCUGCUCAACAGCUCUCUUGGCUGGCCCAACGGACUGGCAAUCGAUCACGCAGCAGGAAAACUUUACUGGGGAGACGCUAAUACUGACAAGAUAGAGGUGAUCAACGUGGAUGGCAGCAACAGACAGACCCUGCUUGAGGACAAGCUGCCUCAUAUCUUCGGCUUCACUCUGCUGGGGGAUUACAUUUACUGGACCGACUGGCAGAGGCGCAGCAUCGAGAGGGUGCACAAAGGCACGGCGGUACGAGAGAUCAUCAUUGAUCAGCUGCCGGAUCUAAUGGGGCUGAAGGCCACGAAAGUGACAGAGACAUAUGGUACAAACGGCUGUGCAGUGGAUAACGGUGGAUGCAGUCAUCUGUGUUUCUGGCGACGGCAGGCGGUCAGUUGUGCCUGCCCCAUGGGCAUGGAGCUCCUGUCAGACCUGCAGACAUGUGUGGUGCCAGAGGCCUUCCUGCUCUUCACCAACAGGGACAACAUCAGGAGUAUCUCUCUGGGAACCAACAGCAACGAUGUGGCCAUCCCUCUGACAGGGGUGAAAGAGGCCUCGGCACUCGACUUUGACGUCUCUGAAAGGAGAAUAUAUUGGACAGACAUACAGGCCAAGACAAUCAGCAGAGCAUAUAUGAACGGCAGCUCAGUGGAACAUGUCAUAGAGUUUGGACUGGACUACCCAGAAGGCAUGGCAGUUGACUGGAUGGGUCGCAACAUCUACUGGGCCGAUACAGGCACCAACCGUAUCGAGGUUGCGCGGCUGGACGGACAGUACCGCCAGGUUCUGGUCUGCAAAGACCUUGACAACCCACGCUCACUGGACAACCCUCGCUCACUGGCAUUGGACCCAGCCAAUGGCUACAUGUACUGGACGGAGUGGGGGGGUCGACCUCGUAUAGCCAGAGCCUACAUGGACGGCAGCACCAUCAUGACCCUGGUGGACAAAGUGGGCCGAGCCAACGGGCUGACAAUUGACUACAUAGACCAUCGACUCUACUGGACAGACCUGGACACGUGCAUGAUUGAAAGCACCAACAUGCAAGGCCUUCAGCGAGAGAUUAUAGUCGACGACCUCCCUCACCCCUUUGGUCUGACUCAGUACCGAGACUUUAUCUACUGGACAGACUUCAAUCUGCGCAGCAUUGAGCGAGCAGACAAACGCAGUGGACUCAACCGCACAGUGGUGCUGCAGGGUCAGUUGGAGCUGAUGCUAGACAUACUGGUGUUCCACUCCUCCCGCCAGGACGGUACCAACGAGUGCUCCCAUAACAACGGCAACUGUGCCCACCUGUGCUUGGCUACACCCGCUGGUUCCCAGUGCCGCUGUGCCUCCCACUACACCUUGAACCCCGAUGGACGAAACUGUAGCUCUCCAUCUAGUUUCCUGCUCUUCAGUCAAAAGGCCAGUAUUAGCAGGAUGGUGUUGGGAGAGCAGAGUCCUGACAUCAUUCUGCCCAUCCACGUCCUGAGGAACGUCCGAGCCGUCAGCUACGACCCGCUGGACCGGCUUGUGUACUGGCUGGAUGGACGACAGAACAUACGCAGGGCCAGAGACGAUGGCGCCAUGUCCAUGAUAGUGAGCAGCACUGUUCAGCCAGUGGACAACCAGCUUCAUGACCUGAGCCUGGAUCCAUACAGCCGCCACAUCUACUGGACCUGUGAGACAACCAACACCAUCAAUGUCCAGAGGAUGGAUGGACACACCGUGGGGGUGGUCCUGAAGGAUGACACGGACAAGCCCCGAGCCAUCGUGGUCAGCGCUGAGAAAGGGUACAUGUAUUUCACCACAGUGCAGGAGCGAUCAGCUAAGAUCGAAGGAGCCAGUCUCGAUGGGACCGAGAGAGAAUCUCUGUUCACUACUGGACUGAUCAGACCAGUAGCUCUGGCUCUGGACAAUAAACUGGGGAAACUGUUCUGGGUCGACGCCGACCUCAAGCGCAUUGAGAGCAGUGACCUUACAGGAGCCAAUCGCAUCGUCCUGCAGGAUUCAAACAUUCUCCAGCCAACAGGGUUGACAGUUCUGGGAGAACACCUGUACUGGAUCGACCGGCAGCAGCAGAUGAUAGAGCGAGUGGACAAACUGACUGGGGACGGACGCACACGCAUACAGGGGCGGAUAUCAUACCUGACCUCCAUUCACGCUGUGGAAGAGAUGGACCCACAGGAGUUUGCAUCCCACCCUUGUUCCCGCGACAACGGGGGCUGUUCUCAUAUCUGCAUCGCUAAGGGUGAUGGUACACCUCGCUGUUCCUGUCCGAUGCACCUGGUGUUACUGCAGGACCUGCUGCGCUGUGGAGAGCCCCCCACCUGCUCCACGGAGCAGUUCACCUGCUCCACUGGGGAGAUCGACUGUAUUCCCAUGGCCUGGCGGUGCGAUGGCUUCUCUGAAUGUGAGGACGGCAGCGAUGAGGAGAACUGCCCCGUCUGCUCAGCCUUCCAGUUCCAGUGCGACAAAGGAGGCUGCAUUGACGCUCAGAGGCGCUGCAACGGCGAACAUGACUGCGCUGAUAACUCGGAUGAGCAGGACUGUGAAACCAUCUGCCCUCCCAACCAGUUCCGCUGUGGUGACAACCAGUGCAUCACCAAGAAACAACAGUGUGACAACUAUUCUGACUGUCCCGACGGAUCAGACGAACUUGCCUGUGAGUAUGUGUCACCUCCCUCCAGUGGGACCCCCAACACGGGGCCCAACACCAUCGGUCCGGUCAUUGCCAUCAUCCUGCUGGUCUUUGUCAUCGGAGGGGCUUAUUUUGUUUGCCAGCGUGUGGUGUGUCGACGUUACAAGGGCCCUAGUGGGACUUUUCCUCAUGAGUACAUCAGCGGUACGCCCCAUGUGCCCCUCAACUUCAUCGCCCCCAGCAGCUCCCAGCAUGGCACCUUCCAAGGGAUCUCCUGUGGGAAGUCCAUGAUGAGCUCCGUCAGCCUUAUGGGCAGCAGCAGCAGUGGAGCUCCCCUCUACGACAGGAACCAUGUGACUGGAGCCUCAUCCAGCAGCUCAUCAUCCACCAAAGGAGCCUUCUACCCUCAGAUCUUAAACCCUCCUCCGUCCCCGGCUACUGACCGCUCGCUCUACAACGCGGAGAUCUUCUAUUCGUCCAACAGCCCAUCCACCACCAGAUCUUACAGACCCUACCACCCAGUCCGUGGCGCGGCCCCACCCACCACGCCCUGCAGCACGGACGUCUGCGACAGCGACUACACCCCCCACCACCUGCCGGCUGGGCCUCCGUCGUCCGCGGGCCGCUGGAAGGCCACGGGCCACAGCAGCCACGGCAAACACAACAAGUACUACAUGGACCUUAACUCGGACUCGGACCCCUACCCUCCACCGCCCACUCCUCGCUCCCAGUACCUGUCGGCCGAGGAGAGCUGUCCCCCGUCCCCGUCCACCGAGCGCUCCUACUUCCACCUGUGCCCCCCUCCCCCCUCACCUUGCACCGACUCGUCGUGACGCUCCAGCAGCCGCGGAGCUCCCUGAGGAAGUAAAGGACUCACUCCGAACUUUACCAGGGAAAGAAAACUCAUGUGCCAACUUCAGCCCCGAGCGGCUCACACAUGCUGCUUUAUCUCAGCUGCUUAGGCUCCAGUGCCUUGUUCUAGGUUCCUAUGUCCCACUUUGGUUCAUAUCAUCAUUCCAGUCGCCCUGGUGUCCUGCUCUAACUGACUCGGGGAAGGCUGAGGACUUGAGUCCCGUCCUUCCUUUCUGCAAGACACAAGCAGCUCCACUUUCAUCCCCAUUCCACCAGAAGAAGAAAACUUCCUUUGCCGGGCUGCUUGUUGAGAAGAACAUUUCAAGACACCCCCCCCCCCCCCUCCAAACUCACUGACUGAGUCACCAGUAGAUGUGAAAACCACGAGUCCAAUGUCACAAGUUAUCCAUUAAGCAUGGAUGGCCUCCCCAGGCCCCCCUCACAGCAGACCAGCAGCAGGACUGUACAUAGUGUUUAAAAUAAUAUGACAGAAAUAGGUCAGAGAUGAAUUAUUUUGCUAUUUUAUUCAUGCUGGCUGAUACACCGCGCCACGGAAAAGGACAGAUGGAUGAUUGGAGAGAGUGCAGGAAUGACGUAUGAAUGGUUGUUCGCUUUUUGUAGGCAAUUCAUAGAAUCAUAGAUGAUGACUGAAUGAAUGUGUCAAAUUAGGAAUGAGUGAGCGGAUGGAACAGGGCCAAGAUCAAACGGUGAAAUCUUUUGUACAUUUUUUGAUAUUGUGUCCCUCGUCAUUUCAAAUUGGGAAUAUCCUCUGCCGCCAGUCGACGAAGACGAAGCCUGCGGUCCUGAUCCCGUGAAACGACCAUGCGACGACGACAAACCAAAUGAAUAUCAUGAUGUAAAGCUAUUGUACAUAUGUUUAAUGAAGUCAGUGAGCGAGCCGUGACCUCUUUCAUCACCUUCUCUUUAGUCCCAUCAUCACGUUUACCAAAAGUACGUUUGCUGCUAUCGUGUACAUACUAUAUCAGUUACUAUGACAUAUAAUUACACAGGAAGCCCAAAGGUUCCACUCUCGUACUGACUGUAGACCAUGAAGCUAUUUUACAGUUAAUAACACAGUUUUCCUAUAGUGGCGUCUCGUAUUUGUAUUUCUGUUUUGAGUGUAGCUUAUUGUGUAUGUUUCCGUGUCUGGUUUGAAGGAGUCUUUUUGGAAAUAGAAAAAGUGAAAGGUGCAAAAGACUUUCUAAUCCCUAGUGGUUCCAGUACACCGCUGAAGGUUUCCGUUUGCGUCAGAUAAAUCUCUGUCCAUCACAAACAGCAUGUUUUUUAACGUCAACUAAAUGAAUCGCACAAGACAAGAGGUUCAAACCCCCGUCUGCUUCCCACAAGAGAACAAGAGAAGCUGUUUCAGACUUGUUCCCCUCCGGUAUCGUGGUCCUGCAACAUAGUGAAUCCUGCUGUGGAAUUUGAAUAUAUUGCCACUAAAAACAUCCGCAGAAACCUCAUCACUGCAAAACUGAUUCAGUGGUUCGACUCACAGUUAGUAUUCUUCUAUCUGUGCGCGCUCUGAGGUCUGAACUACUUUCUGGACAUGUUGUCGAGGUUCUUCAGACACUCUCAUCUAGCCAAGGGGGCAACAUGAUGCUCCCGAGGUAAAGAACAGAGCAUCUGAACACCUUGUUUCCUGUCACAUAUUUAAAACCAUUUGAAAUUAAUAUCUGACGUGUGGCAGACGAUCGACGACAGCAUCAGCGGUGGUCCGACUGAUUCCUGUGCUCACGAGUAUGCGUCGAUGUGGGGCCAUUGUUCUUUGUACAAGGCAACACUUAUCUGAUUUCACUACAGUAUCAUUCACUAACCAUUUACCGAAUGUUCAUCUUCACAGUUAAUCUUUACAAAAACCACCUCUCGGGACAAAUUGUACACGUCUGUGCCCACUACCUUCAAGGCUUCUGAGGAUACCACGCUGAGCCUGUUGUUUGUUAUUCAGGAUGUGUAGUUGUGGAGCAUGUUACUGGUUGUGUUCCCUCCUCGGUGUCACAUUCAGACUGAUGUCACCCCGGCACUUAGUCAAUAUCCACUCAGCUCCUACAGCCGUCUCUGGAUCCCAGUGUGUUCUUGUGUGAGUUCUCACAGUCCAUCGCGUCGUGUCCCGAUAGGAAACUAUUGCAGCACUUUUGAGAGGCGGCGAACUGCUGUGGCCAGGAUGCAUCCAUCGUGUCAGGCGACAGUGGAGCUGCAGCUGCGGGUAGAAGUCCAGAUAACAGAGUUGAAGUAUCAUCAGUGGGAACUCUGAGCAGCGCCGCUCGUCUGUGUUCAGGGCUGUCGGCCCCCCCCCGAUUCAAACCACUGUGUCAGUGAAACUCCUUGAAACCCAGUAUUUGUUGUCCGAGCUAAGAAAUGCUUUAAUUUACACUUGUGACAAUUUUUGUAUCAAAAGCAUUUUAUAUAAUAAAGGUUCUAUUUUAAGGAA